Molecule: messenger RNA, 2119 nt
Organism: Camellia sinensis
Lineage: Eukaryota; Viridiplantae; Streptophyta; Magnoliopsida; Ericales; Theaceae
Source: RefSeq, a predicted model, not a curated record
ACCCUCUUCACUUUGUUUUCCUAAAGCCCUUAUUUUUCAGACGACUCCGAAGCUCUUCUUCGCACUCUUCAGACACGACUCCAAAGCUCUUCUUCACCCUCGAAGACUAUCCCGCGAACACAACGUGCCCUCGACUUCACCUCAAGGUUCAAUCUUCUUAUUUGAGAAUAUAGCAAGAUGAAUUUCGUGUCAUCACUUUGUAGAAGAUUGAAUCUCAAUGAGCUAGUUACAAAUGUUCCUAUCUACAGCGCUGCUAGUGGGACCGUGGAUAACGGAUUGGUCCUGGUUUUCUUCUAAUCCAGACCAUACUCACCCUCACUGCGUGUUUGAGUUUUGAUCUAAGACUACAAAACCCUAGUGGAAAGGCGAUAAAAGGGUUUGGAGAGAGAGAGAGAGAGAGAGAGAGAGAUGGCUGAGGAAGUCGUACUGGGCUUCCUCGAGAAGAAUGAUGAGAUUUCAGACUCAGGUGAGUUUGCUUCCGAACGUGGAAUUGAUCAUCAAGAACUCACCAACAUCAUCAAGAGCCUUCAUGGUUUCAGAUUCGUCAAUGCUCAGGACAUUAAGAGGGAGAGAUGGGUACUUACUGAGGAAGGGAGAACAUAUGCUGCUGCUGGAUCACCUGAAGUGCAAGUUUUCUUGGCCAUACCACCAGAGGGUAUUUCACUGGAAGAAUUGCAGAGGAAAAUGGACCCAGCGGUUUUUAAAAUAGGUCGCUCACAAGCGAUAAAGAAUCAAUGGUUGGAGAUGGGAAAGCAAUUAGUGACCAGAAAGGUCAUUGGCCCAAAAGAAAUUGAUGCUCUUAAACAGCGAAAGCUCAUUGCUCCACAGACGUGGAAGGGCUACUCGGUAAGGAAAGGUCCUAACUAUGCUCCAAAAAGGAAAAAAUUUGCCACCGAUUUGACUCGAGAUAAUCUGCAAAGGGGUGAUUGGAAGGAUAUGGAAUUCAAGGAAUAUAACUUCAGUGCUAAAGGUCAACCUAUUGAAGGUGGCCAUCUCCAUGCAUUGCUCAAGGUACGACAACAAUUCAAGAUGAUUUUUCUUCAGAUGGGAUUUGAGGAGAUGCCCACGAACAAUUUUGUUGAAAGCAGCUUCUGGAAUUUUGAUGCACUGUUCCAGCCACAACAACAUCCUGCCCGUGAUUCUCAUGAUACAUUCUUCCUGCAAGUUCCUCCCACGACGAAGUUUCUUCCUGAAGAUUAUGUUGAGCGGGUGAAGCGUGUUCAUGAGUUUGGUGGCUAUGGGUCCAGGGGUUAUGAAUAUGAUUGGAAAAGGGAGGAGGCAAACAAAAACCUUCUGCGAACUCAUACAACUGCUGUUUCCUCAAGGAUGCUUUACCGGCUUGCACAGGAAGGUUUUGCUCCCAAAAAGUACUUUUCUAUUGAUCGCGUAUUCAGAAAUGAAGCUGUGGAUCGAACUCACCUUGCAGAGUUUCACCAGAUAGAAGGGCUCGUAUGUGAUCGAGGGCUUACUCUUGGCGACUUAAUUGGAGUUUUCAAUGACUUUUUUACUCGUCUUGGUAUGUCCAAGCUGAAAUUCAAGCCUGCUUACAAUCCAUACACUGAACCCAGCAUGGAAAUUUUUGGUUAUCACGAAGGCCUAAAGAAAUGGGUGGAAAUUGGAAAUUCUGGCAUGUUUAGACCUGAGAUGCUGCUUCCGAUGGGACUCCCAGAAGAUGUUCGGGUUAUUGCAUGGGGCCUUUCCCUAGAAAGACCAACCAUGAUAUUGUAUGGGAUUGAUAACAUCCGGGAUCUCUUUGGUCACAAGGUGGAUCUUAGUCUCAUCAAGAAAAACCCUCUAUGUCGAAUUGGAAUAGAGUAGAAUGGGGUGGUGUUUUAUCCUCAUAUUUAUAUCAAAGUUUUCCUUUUUAAUAGUUGCCCCCCCCUCUUUGGGAAUUAAUUGCAAAUUGAUCCCUUUUUGAAAGUGGUUAAUGACAAGAAAACCCCAAUUUUAGUUUUUGUUUUAUUUUGUAGCAAAUGCCAGGCAAUGUUCCAGCUUAGAUUGUAAUAUUUGAUAAGUCUUCAAUUCUGGGCACAGCACGUUAGUCUCACCAGUUUUGUGAACGAAUUUCGAUGUGUUGCCUGCAUAUGCAUUCAAUCUUUGGCUAUUUCUCAAAUGUUCA